UCGAAGCAUCGAAAUCGUUGCCGUAACUGCAGAGGAGGAUUAUCUCCGGUGAUUGUACCUCGGAGCUAUUCAAUGCACGUUCAUCAUCCGGCACAACACAGCGGCGAUAGCUAUCACACGGUGGCUCUCACUUCCUCCACCAUUGGAUCUCUUAGUCUUUGCGAUUCUUCUUCUUUCAGGCAUUUUCACAAGCAACGUGUUUCCGACGAAACUGGUGAGAAGAAGAUGAAGAAUUCUUCGGAUUUGGUUAUUGAAGCCAAGGUUUGGUCAAGUAUGAUAAAGGAGAGAACCCCAAAGAUUGUUCCGAGAACUCCGAUUGUGACGCCUCCAGGAGAGCCAGAGACGAUCAAUACAUGGGAGUUGAUGGAAGGUCUUGAAGAUGUUAGUCCUUUACGAUCACCUAAUCACUUGAGGAGCUUCUCGUUUGAUGUUGUUCGUAUCCAACCUAGUCAUGAAUUUGAUCUUCCAAAAUCAAGGUUUCAUGAGAAUGUGAAGUUUGAUAGCAGAGUUGGUGAUGAUUUGGAUCCAACUGAGCAUCCUUUUCAUAUCCGCAUUCCCGAGAUGAAGACGAAUCCGCAAGUCGGGUCAUCAGAUGAAGGAAACUUGGAAAGAAAGAUUUUAGGUAAAGUAAAGGUGAUACUUUAUUUCACAAGCCUUAGAGGUAUAAGGAAGACAUAUGAGGACU
This is a messenger RNA of Camelina sativa (false flax), 685 nucleotides long. The record is from RefSeq and is a predicted model, not a curated record. NCBI's taxonomy places the organism in Eukaryota, Viridiplantae, Streptophyta, Magnoliopsida, Brassicales, Brassicaceae.